AUGGGCUGACUGUCUUCCUUUUGCACAUAUUCUAGUGACUUGUUGCGCUCACAGUGCGGUGUGCGCACUUCAACAGCAGCGGUCCGUGGAGUUCUUUCUUUGGGGUCCCCCACCCCCUCCCUCAGACAGCCGUGUGACCAUGGCGGGGACAUGUAGAGUGUUGAUGACGACUUGUUUGUUGUUUGUCUUUCGACUGUCCGUGGAGGGGCAGUGGGGCCGAGAAAGGGUUUAUUAUGUGGCAAUCAUCGAGGACUUGUGGGAUUAUGCGCCAAGUGGAAAAAACCUGCUCAACAACGUGGACAUCGCAAAUGAUGAGCAUGCUUCGAUAUUUCUGCAGAGAGGACCCCAGCGUAUCGGCAGAGAAUACAAAAAGGCCAUGUUCCGACAAUACACCGAUGCCACAUACAGCACACAAGCCAGCCGACCACCCUGGUUGGGCUUCCUGGGGCCCAUACUGCGAGCGGAGGUUGGCGAAGUUAUCGUGGUCCACCUGAAAAACCUUGCAUCCAGGAACUACUCGAUGCAUCCCCAUGGAGUUUUUUAUACGAAGAACAUGGAGGGAGCGCUUUAUCCAGACGGGACGUCUGGUCUGCUAAAGCAGGAUGACUCCGUACCACCAGGGGGAAGCUACACAUACCGCUGGGAGGUCAGACCCGAAUUUGCCCCCACCGAUGACGACCCCAACUGCUUGACCUGGGUCUACCACUCUCAUUUGGACGCCCCCAGGGACAUUGCGUCGGGACUGAUAGGGGCCCUGCUUACGUGCAAGAAAGGAAUCCUGAUUGAGGGUAGUGAAGGGGACACGGCUCGCAACGACGUGGACCAGGAUGUCUUCCUGAUGUUUAACAUAGUGGAUGAGAACCUGAGCUGGUACCUUGAGGAUAACAUUGAGAGCUACACGGAUCUACCCUUGGUCAUCGAGGAUGAGGACUUUGAGGAGUCAAACCUGAUGCAUGCCAUCAAUGGGUACAUGUUUGGUAACCUGCCCGGAAUUGAGCUAUGCCAGAACAGCGGAGUUGCUUGGCAUUUGUUUGGCAUGGGUAACGAGGUGGAUAUUCACUCAGCCUUUUUCCACGGGAAUACCUUACUGGACCGCGGCCACCGAACAGAUGUCCUCAGCCUUUUCCCGGCCACUUUUGCUACCGCUGAGAUGGUCCCGACUGCGAGGGGCAAGUGGUUGGUGACCUGCCAAGUUAAUGACCACCUGCAGGCCGGGAUGCAGGCCUUUUAUCAAGUGAAGUCCUGCAACAGUGAGGUCAGCUCCACAGCAAUGAGCGGUGUUGUCAGGAAUUACUACGUGGCAGCAGAGGAAGUGCUGUGGAACUAUGCUCCUUCAGGAAGAGAUCUUAUCCGAAAUGUUUCCCUGACUGAGGCCGAUAGUCCAUCGGAGACAUUUUUUGGUCAAGAUGGCGGUCGGAUUGGUGGUCGCUAUUUGAAAGUGUUAUACACAGAGUACACAGACGAUACUUUCAGCACUCAAAAAACACGGCAGUCAGAUUCUUUCCACCUGGGAAUCUUAGGUCCGAUCCUGAGGGCGGAGGAGGGAGACACCCUCAGAGUGACUUUCAAGAAUAACGCUACUGGAAACUACAGUAUUCAGCCUCAUGGCCUUCACUAUGAAAAACGCUUCCAGGGAAGCAGUUAUGACGAUGGUGUUGAUAAACCUGGCGCCCAUGUCACUCCGGGGAAAACCUUUACCUACACCUGGCAGGUGCUGGAAGGUCCGUCGUCCUCUGAUUCCCCAUGUAUCCCUUAUUUGUACUACUCUGCAACAACGCCUGUGGAGGACACCAACUCAGGAUUAGUGGGACCUCUGCUUGUGUGUGCCAAAGGAACGCUGGGAGAGAACGGAACUCAGGGUGUGGACAAGGAGUUCUUUCUUCUGUUUUCUGUCAUGGAUGAAAACCUGAGCUGGUAUUUUGCGAAGAACGUUGCGAUGUUUGGCAAGGACACAAAUGUGUUGGAUGAAGACUUCCAGGAGAGCAAUAAGAUGCACGCCGUAAAUGGUUACAUGUACGGGAACCUUCCAGGACUGGAUAUGUGUGCUGGAGAUAAAGUCAUGUGGUACACCUUCGGUCUCGGGACUGAGGUGGACAUCCACGGUGUUUACUUCCAAGGGAACACCUUCAAAAAGCAGGGCACCACGCGCGACACCAUCAGCCUCUUCCCUCACACCACUGCUACUGUGGAGAUGGAGCCAAACACUCCUGACACUUACGAGGUGAGCUGCAGGGUAACAGACCACUAUUCAGCCGGAAUGAGGCAACAGUACAGGGUGACGUCCUGCCCGGGCCGCGAAGUGAAGAGCACGCACACACUGCCCACCAAAACUGUUGAGUAUUUUAUCGCCGCUGAAGAAAUAGAGUGGGACUACUCACCUGACAGGGAGUGGGAGCUGGAGAAACACGACAGCACAUUAGAGGACAGCCCAGGCAAUAUAUUUGUGGAGAAAGGACCGAACAAAAUUGGUUCCCGCUACACAAAGGCAGUGUAUCGAGAAUACACUGAUGACACCUUCAGAGUUCAGAAGAGAAGGAAUGGCAGCCAACAGCACUUGGGAAUUUUGGGUCCACUCAUCAAGGCGGAGGUGGGAGAGCAGAUUGUGAUCACAUUUAAGAACAAAGCCAGUUAUCCAUAUGCCAUUUCUGCACACGGAGUUAAAGCCAGUGGCACUUCAAUUGCUGUGGACCCUGGCUACCUGACGAUGGUGCAGUGGGAUGUACCUGAAAGCUCUGGACCGGGGGACUCGGACCCAAACUGCAUUUCUUAUGCCUACUACUCAGACAUGGAUUUCAUCAGGGAUGUGUACAGCGGUCUUCUGGGCCCGCUGGUGGUCUGCAGGCGUGGGACUCUGAGGGGCGAGGGGCCCGACCGACAGAGGGUUGAUGUGGAGAAGGAGUUCGCUCUGCUUUUUAUGGUGCAUGAUGAAAACCAGUCUCAUUACCUGAAAGAAAACAUCAAAAAAUACCUUGGGGAGAACCCUGACAACUUCAUACCAGAUGAAGAGUUUGAGGAGAGCAACAAGAUGCACGGGAUCAAUGGUAAAUUGUAUGGUAACCUACGUGGACUGGAGAUGUCCCAGGGCCAAAAGGUUGACUGGUACUUACUCGGGAUGGGCAACGAAGUGGACAUUCACACAGUACACUUUCACGCUGAGACGUUUACCUACAAGACUGACCGCGUGCACCGCGCGGACGUCUUUGACCUCUUCCCGGGGACUUUUCAAACAGUGGAGAUGGUGGCUGGAAACCCGGGAACGUGGCUGCUCCACUGUCACGUGACCGACCAUAUCCAUGCAGGCAUGGAGACCACCUUUACAAUCAAAGAUCCAAAGAUCUCUGCACAUGCGCCAGCUACUGAAGGCUCCAUAAGGAUGCUGCUGCUCUUCGUCACAUUUGGACUUUUGGCCAUACACUGAUGGACUCUGGGGACCGUCAAACUACACUGGAACAAAAAAAUCACACUUGAAUACUGUAUAUGUUUGCUUGAGUAGCAUCACAAUAUAUCAAAGAUUGUACAAUCAUGGAUGGACUUCAAAUGUAUGUAACUACUAUAGAAACUUUGAUAUGUUGCAUCCUGUAUGUGAAUGGUUUUGGCUUUGUAUUAUGUUGCACUAUAUUCAGCGUCAUUUACUCGGCUGGGUUUGCAAAGCACUACUGCACCAAAUAUUUGAACGUACUGUACAAUAAAGCUGCUUGCAUAAUAUAUAUCUCCACAGGGUAGCGCUGAUUCCUUUUGGUAGAGCUUUUGGUAGAGAAUUUUCGUGUUUUAUAAAGCCUGCUUUUUGCUCACAGUACUGCACAUGCAGAAAGUCUAUACUGUAUGUAUUUAACUACAGUAUAUAUAAUUCUAUAUUAUACUUCACAAAAUUGGCUGUGGUUAUGAAAAGGCAAGAUGUUCUUUAAUAAAUUUGGGUCGUGUCUUCAGCUGAAAUGGAAAAGUCCUGCUUUAGUGCAUCAAGUGCA
Molecule: messenger RNA, 3965 nt
Organism: Dunckerocampus dactyliophorus (ringed pipefish)
Lineage: Eukaryota; Metazoa; Chordata; Actinopteri; Syngnathiformes; Syngnathidae
Gene: hephl1b
Product: hephaestin-like 1b
Exons: 20
Coding region: 140-3418 (1092 amino acids)
Biological process (GO): iron ion transport
Cellular component (GO): plasma membrane
Molecular function (GO): copper ion binding; ferroxidase activity
Source: RefSeq, a predicted model, not a curated record